This is a messenger RNA of Peronospora matthiolae, 1206 nucleotides long. The record is from the annotation of a GenBank genome assembly. Lineage: Eukaryota; Oomycota; Peronosporomycetes; Peronosporales; Peronosporaceae.
AUGUCGAAUCGUCGCCACGUGCCCCACGCUGCUGCGGGACGCACAUUGUCCUGGCCAGACAACAACAACGUCCCAUGUCUGCAGACGGUUCGUGGCAUUUGCAUGCGACGCGUGCUCCUCUGGUCGCUCUUUGGGCUCUGGGUCUUUGGCAUCAGCGCGUACGUCGCCAUGUGGACCUACUCGCUCCUAAGUGGCAUUGCCUGGGUCGUCACUGGUGGGCGCGCGCUGCUGCCAAGGACUGUCGCAGUGUAUCUCGUGUUUACCAUCGCAUACGAGAGCUACCAUUACGUCACGCGCGACUCGUCGCAUGAGUGGCCCCGGAUGCGGCAUUUGGCUCGAUCGAUUCUGCUGCGUUACCCGUACUUUCGACUCAAUGUGACAGUCUUUGAGGAGCGCGAGCUCGCGAAGCAGGGACAGGUGAAGAGGAGCUCAAUGAAGGAUGAAGAUGAUGAGGAAGAUGAGGAAGAUUCUCGUGCUGGAAGCCACUUGACUGCAGCAGCAGCAGCUCGAGCGAUUGAAGAGAACGACUUGGUGCCAUGUGUGGAACCCAAUGGCAAGAAGUUGUUUGCCUACCAUCCGCAUGGAGUGCUCACGUGCGGCUUUGCGUUCAAUGGCGCGUACCACAUGACGUUUGAACGCUCGGCGUGUCGAUGGCUCUCAGCCGACAAUUUGUUCUGGUUCCCGCUGAUCCGGGACAUUCUGAACUGGAUGGAGUUCAGCAGCUGUGCGAAAGCGAGUAUGCGCAAGUUCAUGCGCAAGGGGCAGAACGUCUGCAUCAUUCCAGGCGGCUUUGAGGAAGCGACGCUGUUUGAGAGAGGCAAACAUCGCUUGUUUCUCAAGCACCGCUUUGGGUUUAUCAAACUGGCAUUGCAGCACGGCUACGAGGUGCACCCGGUGUACACUUUUGGCGAGGAGUACACGUUCCAUACGUUCCCGUACUUGCUGCAGUUACGGCUGCAGUUGAAUCGCUGGCGAAUCCCUGGCAUCCUUUUCUUUGGGGAUGCCAUGUGCUUUUACCUUCCACGCAACGAUGUGGACCUGAUCACUGUGGUCGGGAAACCGCUUCGGUUCCCACGAAUCGAGCACCCGACGCAGGAAGAAGUGCGCGAGUACCAACUGCAGUACGUACAGGCGGUAAAGGACCUAUUUAACGCCUACAAAGGUGUCUAUGCUGUCGACCCGACAGCUACAUUGGAGAUCUUCUAG